This is a messenger RNA of Branchiostoma floridae (Florida lancelet), 3124 nucleotides long. RefSeq lists its product as uncharacterized. Bases 153 to 3020 code for a protein of 955 amino acids. The record is from RefSeq and is a predicted model, not a curated record. The transcript has 24 exons. NCBI's taxonomy places the organism in Eukaryota, Metazoa, Chordata, Leptocardii, Amphioxiformes, Branchiostomatidae.
UGUAACCUAGCGACCGUGUGUAAAUACGUCAGGCUCGGAUAUCCCGCAAUGUUUUGGCUGUAGCGAUCCUGUAGUCUUUGAAGUAGCGAUAUCAUAGUCUUCGCCACUGUUUUGAAUACAGAAAAGUGACAGACAGAGACUAUUUUGAUGCAAUGACUUCCAGAGAGCAAAGAGAAUCCGUUCAGAACGGUUUUGGCUCUGGAGGCAGGAAGGCGAAUGUGGUACCGAUGGACACACUGGGGGAAGACGAAGAGGACUCUGGAGAGGAUGAACAGGAGGCAGCGGAGGAGAGAGCGCGACAGUUGGAGGAACAGAACAAGUUUGACGCCCUGUGUGACGGGAUCCUCAGUGCUGUGGCACUGCUCAAUAACUCUCUACAGGAGGUGAUUGACCUGAAGGAUGAACUAUUGGAACAUAACCUCCCACCUAAUGUACUGGUCAGACUGGCCAUCGUGUCUGGCAAAAUCUUCAGAAGUGCUACAGACUUGAACGUACCAGUCACAGAGUUAGUGCGACUUGUCAGAGUGUACUCUGAACCCUGGGAUGAGAAAAGCGAGGCGUUAAAGAAACUACAUGCUGACUAUGAAAGCAAGAAGAGACAACUGAACAUUGCCAUUAAAAGACUUCAACUAGUGGAUGCACAUUCCAAGCGCCUUGCUCGUGAGAAACGGAUCAUGAACUGGGAAAAACUCUUCGCCAAGCUAACGAGUUCAAAAGGCCAUGGUCGCAGAUGGAAAUUUCUGAUUGACUCAUUCAAAAAGAAGGCGCAGAUGGGUGCUGAACACCUAUUGGCCUAUGCUAGCAGUGUAGAGGAUGAGUUUGAAUCUGACGACGAUUUUACCCAACCUGACCACCCCCAGUUUGCUGUAGUGAGCCCUUCCACCGAGGGACCAGAGAAAGCAACAUCACCAUCAGAUUUUGAGAGCGAGCCUGAACCAGAGUCCGAGCCAGAGAGCGGUAGUGAGAACGACUUACCACCGGGCGACAGCGAACUGGAAUCAGAAACUGGGAGUGAAGGACAACAGCUUUCAAAGAGAGCUGCAUCCGGUAGCUCGAAACAAUCCACAACUUCUCAAGAGGGAGGCACGAGUGAUGGCAGCGAAGACAACACGGACAAAAGCUCGGAUUCUGACUCAGACUCAGACAGCGACAGUGAAAAGGAAGGGAAAAGUAAGAAAAAAUCAGCAAAAAAGGGGCAAACCGACAAAAAGAAAGCCCCGAUCAAAGGAGUGUUGAAGAAAAAAGGGACAGUCCGGAAGAGGAGAGGGUCCCGGGUGAGAUUUGGAGGAGCGAGCACAGUCGAGGCACCAGAGCUCGUGGUAAAACCUCCUUCAGAAGACCGGUCAGUCUGGACACAUGAACCAGAGUACGACAGAUUUCUAAAUGUUAGAGUAUACAAGCCUGUUGGAAUGCAAGAUACUGAACUCACCUGUGUGUUGACCAUGGGUGACCAGGUGUUUAAGACAGGUGUGUUGGACACACCACCCACUCCACCUGAACCCAAACCUCAGACACCUGAAAAACCCAAGAAAGGCAGCCUGAUAGGCAAGGGAGGUGUUAAGAGAAGAAAGUCUGUGACUGUCAAGGAGCCUCAUGAAGAAACGCCCAAGGAGGAUGACAGGUUUGAAGAGUUUGUGUUCAGUGUGCCUGACAAACUGGCGGAAAUGCAGGGGUUAAAGGUCGCGGUGAACUCACAGGAUGAGAUGGCAGCUGUCGCAACUAUAGAGGCAGAGGAUCUGACUAGUUUGGAGCUGCCUGUGAAAUCCUUACCAGAAGAAAAUGCAGAAGAGUUUGAUGCCAAUUUGAAGACUAAAGACCCCACCAUGUUUCCCCUUUACGCCACAAAUAGUUCCAAACACGGUAUCUAUGGUAACCUACCGCUCAAACUGUACUGGACACAGCAAGAGCGCCCGCGAACCUUCGAGAGGGAAACGGAAACAUUGACUUUAAUGGAGCUGAUCAAGGAAGUUACAGGUGUUGAUCUAACACAGCACUCCAAAGAAGAGAUAGUGGCCAUGUUGGACAGGGAGUAUGAGGAUAGAGCAACGUCAGCCAUGUCUUUUGAAGAAGAGAAAGAGGACAUGGUUCCCAAGGCAGAGCUGGAAAGCCUUAUGGAACAGCACAAUGCACAACUCAUGCAAAUCCAAGAUGAAUACGAGAAACGUCUGAACGAGCUUGCAGAGAAUCUAGAAGAGAUGCAGGAGAGAGCUCCACCCCCGCUAGCAAACAUGGAACAUGCCAUGGUGCAGUACUCUCCCCAGGGCACCCCCGUCCACCCGCGGUCUCCCGUCAGUCGGGCGCAGACCCGUGAUAUAACGAGGUCGCCAAACAUCCCACAGGUUCCACAGACAUCCAGACAGUCCAGCGCAGAAAAGGUCCCCAAACCUCCGUCAGCAACUGCGUAUGACGGGAUGUACCAGCCCCAGCCACCACCACAUACAGCACCUAGGGCAAAAAGGAAAACACUACAAGCACCACAACCCAAUGCCAAUUUGCCUAAAGAUUUCCUGGAGAGGCUGAAGUUCCAGACUGCGGAGAGUAUUCGCCGUCAGGCCGAGCUGUACGACAAGACAAGACGAAUGGUCGAAGAGAAGUACCUCCGACAGAUGGAGGGUCAACACAGGAUGACCAACCCCGAACCACUGGACCAACAACUGGAGGACGUCUGUCUACCUGCAGUCUUCAUGCCUACCAAGACUGGACACAUCUACAACCCUAGGGCUUACCAGUACUUCCAUCCAAAUGGUUUGUCAGGAGAGAUCGCCAGAUUGACCCAGCCUCCCUCAGUGUUCCAGCUUCCACCACUGGCCAACAGACAUCGACUUUCAGUCAUGAACCUUUUCGACUUGAGCCAGAACUUCCAGUCGAAGGGAUCCGAUUGGCUGUCCAACAUCCCGGCGUACAGGAGCACCAGUCAGACUCCGUUCCCCAUGACCCCGGCGCCGACUGUGGAGGGUCCGUCACAACCCGCCAGCGCUAGUACAAUGAUGAGGAGCCACCCCAUGCCACAUACACACUGAGGUUUUUUUUUAACAACACCUCCAGUGUGGAGCCAAAAAUCUGUACAUUUUGUUUUGCCCAUGACACCAGUGCCGACUGUAGAGGGUCUCUCCCAGCCUGCCAG